Molecule: messenger RNA, 653 nt
Organism: Suillus discolor
Lineage: Eukaryota; Fungi; Basidiomycota; Agaricomycetes; Boletales; Suillaceae
Exons: 2
Coding region: 52-531 (159 amino acids)
Biological process (GO): glutathione metabolic process
Molecular function (GO): glutathione transferase activity
Source: RefSeq, a predicted model, not a curated record
AACCGUUCUCAAGUGCUCUUGCCUACUUAUCAAAGGUUCGAGUUCGGCUGAAUGUUCGUAACUUCCAUGGUGUCCACAUCUACAUACCACAUCCACAUCACCUAUUUUCCCGUGCGAGCACGAUGUGAACCGGUGCUACUCAUUCUCGCAGAUUCGGGAACCCAGUUUGAGUACGAAGAAGUUCCCCGUGUGAAGUGGGUAGAAAUGAAGAAGGCAGGCCAAGUUACGCCUGCGAUGUUUCCAUAUGGUGGCGUACCUAUUCUUCGAGUAACAGACAAAAGCUCUAAACAAAGAAGCGAAUUUCUGCUUGGAGAGACUUCAGCUAUCCUGUCUUACCUUGAGGAGAUCCUGACACUGCCAGGAACUACGUUGAAUAAAGACCUCCCACUCCAAACCCGUGCACGCACACAGAUGAUCAAGGAAGCAUCUUUGUUCUUCACCAACAGGGUAUGGCAAUUGAGUGGGGAAGAGGUAAUUAAAGUCACUGUGAUUAGAAGUGAGCUGAGAAAUAAAAACCACAGGAUUGGCUAGCGCCACCAUCACGAGAUAAGAUUUGGAAAGCCAUCACCGUACGAUACCUGCGCAACACAGAAGCUGCACUCGGAGAACUACAGAAGGAGAUGAGAGUAGUGCCAGAAGAGAUGGGCCCACUG